Molecule: messenger RNA, 3879 nt
Organism: Heterotrigona itama
Lineage: Eukaryota; Metazoa; Arthropoda; Insecta; Hymenoptera; Apidae
Source: the annotation of a GenBank genome assembly
AUGGCUCAUACACCGGGGUCUUCCAAAUCUAGACCCUUUGCUGGCAAGGGUUGUCGACCUACCCGCUAUCCAUCUAUGCUCGUAUUUCCUCCAGUUUUUUUUUUCUACCAGUUAUAAUUGACGCGUUAAACUCACCAUUUUUCUUUUUUUCUUCUUCUUCUUUUUUUUUUUUUUUUGAAUAUGAGAAGAUACAGCUUUCGGCGAAUAGAUUUAAAAUUACUUAGAAACAAAAAUUUUUAAGUGUAUAAUGUAGAUUUCUUUUAACUGAUAGACACAAUAAAAAUCAGGAUACGGAUAUACAAGAAAUUGCAACUGUCUGGGGGAAAAAAUACUACUAAGAAAAAUAUAUAUGCUUUAUUAUUCGUCAGAAAUUUCAUCGUCCUCGGCAGAUUUUGUUUUCUCUUCCAUCUUCGUUCGUGCGAUUAGCUCCUUAGCUGGAUUAAACACACCGUUCGUUUGUACAUUGCAUAUGUAACAUCUUGUACUUUUCCUGUAAUGCUCUAAAGCACAUUUCUCGCAAAAAUAAUGUUUGCAUCUGAAAGAAUAAAUUCGUCUCGUAUAUCUUACGUCUGACUGGAAUUUUUGUAGAGUGUAAUAUUUUAACACAUACUUAGUAACGACAGGAUCUGUAAAACUAUUCCGGCAAAUGAAACAUUUAAACGGCAACGUCUCUUCAUCGCUGUCGAUUUCGUAUUUCUUAUCAUCUUCGUCUCCGCUAUUAUUGUAUUCUCCUGUAGCAGCUUCUCUUUCUAACUGCCAACCCAAUUUGUAAUCUGAUCGAUCAUGAAGAAAUUUACAGCUGUCUGGAAUUGAAAUGAAAUGAAGUAGAAUAAAUGAUUAAUCUUUUAACAGCUACGAAGGUUUUAAAUAUAUUUACCUCCAAAACCACAAAAACCAGUUUCUUUAUAAUCUUUACAAAUAUCCGGUUGAUAGUCCCAUCUAACAGUUGCUCUGAGAUUGGACGGUGCCCUGAUUGGUCCUUUGCGAACCAUACCACUGGAAGCAUUUCCAGCAGCUGUAUCUUUUUUCUUGUAAUAUUGAGCAUAAUUGUUCAAACCCCUAUAAAUCUUGUCGUCUUCUUUUCCUUCAAGUUCCUAAGAUAAACAUUAUUAUCCUCCUAUGAUACUGUUCUAUCCUCAGAUAUAUCUGCGUCGAGUUUUUAUACUUACUUCAUUAAUUUUCUGAGCUUUCUCAAACAAAGCUUGAGCAUCUUUGUCUUUCUCUGUCUCUGUUUCCAAAAUUGCUGUUGCUCCUUGAUCGCUUGGUCCUGCUGGCAUAGGAGUUCUAGAACUCUUGUAAGACACUGUAAUGCUUUCUUCCUCGCUGCUAUCAUUGUCAAUAUCUUUCUGUUGAUCUUUUAAUCUCUUCGUAUUAGUCUGCAAAAUGCUGUAUUUACAACAAGUUUCCAUUUUUGUUAACAUUUGAAUUUCAUUGAACAUUAUAAUCUGCUUAAUAAUAGAGGCAAACAUAUGGUUCUACCUAAUACUUACACUUUGUUUCAUAGGAUUAUUAUCGUCUUGUUUCUUCUCCUUCUUAACCACUGUAGUUUCAUCCUCACUGCUCUCUAUUUAAGAAAUACAACAAAAUACGUUAUUACUUAUAGGCAAUAAACAUAACCUAUAGAUAAUACUAAUCGAGUUUAUAUAAUGAAAUUACAGCCCAUUGGAACGUUAGAAGAAAAAUCUGAUGUUUCUCGAUUGUACUUACCAUUUCCGUCAUUUGCUGUUUUGCGUUUUCUGGCCGCAGUGCUUCGGAUUUUCCUCCUUUUAAAUAAAAACGUGCAAUUUUUCUUGUCUGUGUUGGAUUCUGCGUCUUCCAUAUUUGUUUUGUAAACAACCUGGUUCCAGUGUUUCUAUAAUUUUAAAAUUCAAUAUUUCCCAAGUAUCUUAGAAUCCGUAAAAAUACUAUCUCGAUCCUUUGAUCGGCCAACCGAUAACGAAAUAACCGAGUUAAAUCUUUCAGUAAGUACGAUCUGAAGGUACUGUACACAUCUUCUGCUAAAAUUAAUAGGUUAUAUUUGGCUAAUCAGAGAUGCUAUAUGAUCAUCAAAUUUUAUCUCAAAUUCUGUGACAAAACGAAAUUAUGAAUGAAAUAAUUUUAUGGAUAAGAUAUAAAUAGAAACUCAUUGUUUCAUCAUAUUUUAAUCCAUAGAAAAAGAUACUUAACGAGAAUUAAUAGUGAAAUUUUGGCGCAUUUUAGAGAAGUUAAUAUGAAUAAGAAAAAUAUGGCAAUUGAUUUCCAAGAUAAUAUGAUAUUGUUAACAAGGAAAUAUUUAAAACGUAAGAUUAUGUGUCCUGAGACAAAGUUCAGGCAUCAUGUUAAAGAAAGAAUGCAUAUAUUAGAGUUGUUAAAAAGAACAGUGGAAAUGGGUGAAAGUAAUUCUGCUUUGUUAAUUGGACCUAGGGGUAGUGGAAAAACAACAUUGAUAAACAGUGUUUUAAAAGAAUUGUCGUAUAUAAAAAGUUUUAAAGAGAAUGCAUUGAUAGUGAAUCUUCAUGGUCUUGUUCACACUGAUGAUCGCUUGGCUUUGAAAGAUGCUACACGUCAAAUGCAGUUGGAAAAUGUGGUUGGUGAUAAAGUUUUUGGCACUUUUGCUGAAAAUUUAACUUUCCUUCUUGAUUCUUUGAAAUCAGGCGAUAAGAAACGUUCCAAACCAGUUAUUUUCAUAUUAGAUGAGUUUGACUUGUUUUGCCAACACAACAAUCAAACUCUGUUAUAUAAUUUGUUUGAUGUUGCUCAAUCUGCACAAGCUCCUAUAUGUGUGAUUGGAAUGACUUGUAGAUUAGAUGUUAUAGAACUCUUAGAGAAAAGAGUUAAAUCAAGAUUUUCUCAUCGACAAAUAUUUUUAUUUCCUGGAGAUACAUCAUCUUCAGAACAACCAACAUCUGCCUUUGAUGAUCGUUUAGAACUUUUUCAACAUCUUUUAAGUCUUCCUGACGAUGAGAAUGUAAAUAGGAUAGAACAUCAAUAUGAAGAUUGUACAAUAGACCCACAGUUUGGAUCUGUGUGGAAUGAAUAUAUAAAAAGUUUAGUUAGUAAUGUUACUAUGGUGAAUCUAUUAAAAAGAAUGUAUCAGAUCGAUAUUAGUGAAAGAAGCUUUAGAAACUUUUUAGCAAUGGCUGUUUCUACAUUGUCAGAGAAGCAUCAGAGACUAGAAGUAAAUGAUUUUGUAGAAGCAAGCAAAAUGUUUGCCCAAGAUGAUAAGGUGCUAAUGCUUGAGGGAUUGUCUGUAUUAGAAAUGUGUUUAAUAAUAUCAAUGAAACAUGAAACAGAAAUUUAUGAUGGGGAGCCAUUUAAUUUUGAAGCAAUUUAUAAUCGUUACAUAAAAUUUGCUAAUCAAAAUUCUUCUAUACAAACUGUUCAAAAGCCUGUUAUUAUGAAAGCAUUUGAACAUAUUAAGAAUUUAGAAUUUUUAUUGCCAGUGGGUGGUAUGAAUUCAAAAGUUGAGAAAGAAUAUCAAUAUUAUAAAUUUUUGCUCACCCCGCAGCAAGUUCUAGAAGCUGUAAAAAAUUAUUCUGGAUUACCAACAGAGGUGGCUCAAUGGGCAGUAAUUAACAUGUAAUCAUGGAUUAUUCAUAAAAUUGCAGAUACUAAAGUUACAUCUAUAAUGUAAUUAGUUACUUGCAAUUUUAGCCAACAAAUAAGUAUUUUGCAGAAUAAGUAUGAAAUUUGUAUUUUUUUAAAUGUAUUUUUUUUUUACUUUAAUUAUUUAUUUCAAAAAGCUGAAGUUUGUUUCCUAUACUAUAUUUUGUAUAAGCAUCUUACACAUAUAUUCAUUUCAUUUCAAAAUCAUAUAAUUUUACAUACAUAAAAUUAUUAGUGUAGUUAGUAGUAUUAAAAGAAUAUCAAGUAUUUUGUAAAAAUAACUAUGGUAUCUAA